This is a messenger RNA of Penicillium angulare, 5181 nucleotides long. RefSeq lists its product as uncharacterized. Bases 1 to 5181 code for a protein of 1726 amino acids. The transcript is spliced from 3 exons. NCBI's taxonomy places the organism in Eukaryota, Fungi, Ascomycota, Eurotiomycetes, Eurotiales, Aspergillaceae. The record is from RefSeq and is a predicted model, not a curated record. Gene Ontology annotation, molecular function: protein binding.
AUGGACCCCGUCAGUUUUGCCGUCGGUAUUAUCAGCUUGGCAGGUCUUUUCUCUACCUGCCUCGACGUCGUAGAUCGAUUUGGGUCCUUCAAGGAAUUUGGCAAUGAAUCGCGCGCGUUGAAUGCCCAAUUCAAAGCUCAAAAGCUGCGAUUAGAAAGCUGGGGUCAGGCUGCUGGUUUUCAGGGAAAAUUAUUGGAAAAACAUAACAGGCUUCUUGACGAUCGACGGAUAUAUGCUACUGUUGAGGAGCUACUGUUGGCAAUCAAGGCAGUUUGUUCCUCUGAAGAUGAUUCCCUUCAAGUUGAUCCCUCUCUGUCUCCAACGGAGGGCAAGUCUUUCAAAGAUCAAGUAUGGCCGAGACAUGGGCGGAAUGCUCCACAGGAGUCGAAGAGAGCAAAGCUUGGUUGGGCCUUACGGAAUAAGGCAAAGAGAAUGGCGCAGGUGAGACAAUUUUCUACACUCGUAGAUAAUUUGCAUAGCCUAGUUCCAACGGAUGGAAGUCGAGGCGACCAUAACUUGCAUGUGUUGAGAUAUGGGGAAUCUCAGGCUGCUCAAAGCGAUCAUCAUCAUACUACGUUCUUGUCGGACGAAUUCAAGUUGCCCGAUCGGAAUGAUUGGACUACGGAUUUUGCAAGAAUUCUGAACAAAAUAGAGACUGAUAUUGAGGACGAAAUAAAACGUGACCUCCACCCUUGGCUACUGGCAUCUUAUUCACAAAAUGAGCUAUUUGAAAUAUCAGUAGCGAGGAGGCUUGACGGAACCUGCGAAUGGGCGUUGACUCAGUCUUGGUUCCUUGAUUGGGCUACUCCUGAUUUCCCCGAUCAGAGUGCAAAGGUGCUAUGGAUCAAUGGACCCGCCGGUUUUGGAAAAUCCAUACUAUGCGCUAAGAUAAUUGAGCAACUAGUCUCCACCUCUUCGUCGCCAGUUGCCAACUUCUUCUUCUCGUCGGACUUUGAAACAAGGCGAGAUCCGUUUUUUGCGAUGCGGGCCUGGAUUUCCCAGAUGAUUUGUCACGAUGAAGUAUUCGCUUUGACGCGGCAAAGUGCUUCGGCAAGUCAAGGUCGACAGUCAACUCGUGGGGGUAUUGUGCGACUUUUGAAAGAGAUAGUUACCACUGUACCAUCCUGCACAUUCGUUAUUGAUGGCCUCGAUGAGUGCGGAUGCGUUGUUGAAGGGCGUAGGAAUGGCGAUAAUGAUUCAGUCCCUGAAUUUCUGGAUACUUUGAUGAGCACAAUAUCAGGUACCCCCACACGACUCUUGAUCGUUAGUAGGGAUGAACCUGAUAUCCGCAAUUCUCUCUCAGAUAACAUAGCUGGCAUCAAACUCACUCGCCACAAGAUUUCCCCUCAAGAUGUACGAUCUGAUACAGAGAUAUUCUCGAGGAGUAUUGUUGACAAAAAGUUGUCAAAUCGAAAUGAAAGUACCAAGGAUGAUAUAACCACGAGGCUAGCUGAUCACUGUAAUGGGCAGUUCCUUUGGGUCAAAAUGCAGGAGGAAUGUCUACGCAGUGGGAAGAGUCAGAAGCAAAUUGAGCAAGCGAUCACCUCGACACCUCCUGGCAUUGAACAUACGUAUGAGCGUAACUGGGUGACAAUAUCAGGUUUUACUGACCAAGAUCGUAAAAGGACUGUUUCGCUGUUACGUUGGAUAGCUUUCGCCUUGCGUCCACUUACAGUCAAUGAGAUUACCGGUGCAUUACUCAUCAAUGAAGAUGAUGAGGGUGUUCAAAGAGACGAAUUGCCAGACAGUAUCGAUGAGGAUUAUAUUAAUACAGAAAUACUCAAUCUUUGCGGUUCACUGGUUGAGAUCCGAGUACCCCAAAAUGAGCAUCGACCUGGACUCAAAACGUUGCAUCUGGCUCACUUUUCAGUCAAACAAUAUCUUCUCACGAUUCUUCCAAAUCCUGGGAAGAUAAUGCAAUUCAAUUCAACCUUUGAUGCUUCAGCAGAGACAGUGCACAGUACCUUACUCGCAACCACGUGCCUUCGCUUUGUGAAUAGUGAGGAUUCUUGGGCAGAAGAAUCCGAGGAAGAUGUGAACAAUACAAUCAUUGAUUUUCGAAGCUAUGCUUCUUUUUCAUGGUACAAGCACGGUUCGAUGGGCAAUCGGACUGACAGCGAGUAUCUACGACUUGUCAAUAAGCUUUUUGAUAUGGGAAAUGCCAACUGGCGUUCUUGGAAGCGUUGCUUCGAUUUGAACGAUGAGUUGAAUGUUGAAGAGGAAGCUUUAAUCGAAAAGUCUGAGCACAGCGAUGUUGGGUCUGUCCAUUCCAUUGUAUCAAAUGUAUCAGAUAGGCCAGUCAGAGCUGCAGUAUCUUCCGUCUUUCCGAUAUACUACGCAGCGCGGCUUGGCUUAGUGGAAAUAAUGGAUCGGUUACUCAUUGGCAACAAGCAAGGGAUCAACGAGAAAGGAAAAUCUGGUGAAACGCCAUUGGCAGUCGUCUGUAGAAUGGGAGAUCUGCAAAUUGCCCAGAAAUUACUGGCCAACGGAGCUGAUAUAGAAACCGUCGAUGAUAUUGGUGAUACACCACUCAGUAUCUCAGCUCUAAAUGGACAUCUUGAAAUUGUGAAGCUACUUCUUGAGCAAGGAGCUCUUCCUCAACCUUAUAUCGUUGGUUUGCGGACGCCCCUUCAUGGUGCGUCCUAUAAUGGGCACCUUGAAGUCGUGAGGCUUCUUCUUCGGAAAGGAGCCGAUCCUACGCUGAACACCGUUAAUCUGCUGACGCCCCUUUAUUGUGCUGCUUUGAAUGGUCACAUUUUGAUUGCUCAAACUAUUCUCGACUACUGUCUUAACAUUGAAACUCACACUCCGCAGGGGUGGACUCCUCUCCAUGGCGCCGCGAGUAAUGGACACCUUAAAAUUGUGAAGCUGCUUCUUGAGAAAGGUUUCGAUCCUGAAUCAAGGAACAUUGAGUUGUCAACGCCUCUUCAUUUUGCUGCUGUGGAUGGGCACCUUGAGAUUGUGAAACUACUUAUUGAUAAAGGAGCUGAUCUUCAGUCAAAAAAUAAGAAUUUGACCACGCCCCUUCAUAACGCGGCAGAAAAUGGCCAUCAUAAAAUCGUGGAGUUACUUCUUGAGAAGGGAGCUGAUCCUCAACCAAAAAAUUUUCAUCUGCAGACGCCGCUUCACUUUGCCGUUGCAAAGGGACACAUCGAAAUUGUUCAUAUGCUUCUCGAUCGAGGUGCUGACUACACAGCUCCCAGCAAGACGGGGUGGAGACCAUUUCAUAUCACCGCUCAAGUUGGCGUGUUGGAACUUCUUCAGCUUUUCCAUGACCGCGGGGUUGAUAUCAAUAUCCCGACCCACAAAGGAGAAACUGCUCUAGAGAUAGCGAUCAUUACAGGUCAUGCUGAAAUUGCCAAAUUCUUGAUUGAGAAGGGAGCGAACCUUGAGGCUUGUGGCCCUGAUUUAGAAACACCAUUGAUCUGUGCUGUAUUGAUGGGUGACUUGGAAAUUGUGCGUAUACUUAUUGAAAAGGGAGCCAACAUAGAGCACCAGACUCGAUUUCAAGUGACACCCCUCAGUUGCGCCGCUAAGAGAGGCCAAGCAGAGAUAGUUCAAAUGCUCGUCAAUUCUGGGGCAAAUAUCGAUACUCCGAACAUGAAAGGCCAGGUACCCUUACAUCUAGCCAUAGUCCAGGGGCAUACAGAUAUUGUGAGGAUUCUUCUUGAGAACGGUGCAAAUCACGCAGUUAGAACCAAACGGGGGUGGGCCCCAAUCGGUGCAGCCUCAUGGAUUGGGGAUACCGAGGUCAUCAAAAUACUACUAGAGAGCGGAGCCAAUGUGGAAGCAAGAAGUACUAAGUUGAGGACUCCAUUGCAUCUUGCUGCACUUUCUAAUAGUGUUGGGAAAACGACCCUAAUCCUGGAGAAAGAACCAAAUCUCAAUGCCCUGGACUCUUAUGGAUAUACACCAUUGAUGAUUGCUAUAUUUUCUGGGUAUUUGGAAAUUGCCAAGCUUCUACUUGAAAAGGGAGCGAGCUAUCAAACCGAAGAUAAUCUUAGGCGAACGACGGUCUUCGCAGCUUCCGAGUAUAAUCAGGUCGAGAUACUCAAGUUACUACUGGCCCAAGAACCUCCGCCCAGCUUGACGAAGGCAGACGAGCUCGGCGCGACCCCUCUUGCUAAGGCUUCGCAAAAUGGUCAUUCAGAAAUUGUCAAGAUAUUGCUUGAUAAUGGGGCGGAUGUCUCCUUGGAAACUCCAAACCAUGAGUACAUGACGCCCCUUUACAGUGCUUGUCUCCACGGUCAUAUUGAAGUGGUUGGGAUUCUAAUUAGCGAAGGAGCCAAUAUUUCAACUGGUACUAUGUAUGACGAAAUGCCUUUGACUGUAGCCUCGUACUACGGUGAAACGGAGAUUGUCCGCUUGCUUCUUGCCAAUGGGGCAGAUAUCAACCAGUCAACAAAUUCCAGGGGGACCCCCUUGAAUAACGCAAUGUGUAAAGGGCAUGAUUCCAUAGCGUUGCUUCUCGAACAUGGGGCCGACCUUCAUAUAGCAAAUACCCAUGGCAGGGUACCUCUUCAUACCUCUGUGCGACGUAGCAACGUGGAAUCAACUGAAUUGUUAUUCCAACUUGGAAAACCCGACAUUGAAGCUCGAGAUUUAACUGGUCGAACGGCUUUAUUUCAUGCUACUGAAUUGGGGUUCUUGGACCAAUUGAAAUUAUUGAUUUCAAAAGGUGCCUCGAUAGACGCCAAAGACAUUUACGGUGCCACUCCUCUCAUGGCUGCUGUACGAAAUGGCCACGAAGUAGUUGUACAAUACCUCCUUUCUGCAGAAAAUUCACCCGACACGCAGGCUAAGGAUUGUUGGGGUCGAACCCUUCUGUGGUGGGCUUUUGGAAGCGAAUGCGACGAGGUCGUCGAACUUGUGCGACAGCAUACCGUGUCUACAAGCACUAGAGACCUAGAGAGAUCCCCGACUGAUCCAUGCUCUCUAGUUAAGUAUGACAAAGACCUUGAUUGGUGCAAUGUGUGCACCCGUGCCGUGACGAUGAAAGAAUUCCACUGGAAGUGUACUGCUUGCUUUGAGUUUUCAAUUUGCUCGCAGUGUGUUGGUUUUGGGGCUGAGUGUAUGGAUCCUUCGCAUACUUGGGAUAUGAAAGAUCGUGACAUUCAGACUGACACUGAGUCCGAAGCUGAUGAGUCUGAAUCUGAGAAACCCGAGGAUGACUUGAUUUGA